CAUCAGACGGAUGUUUGGAAAAAAUCACGUCGACUUCCUUUCAUUGUAUUCUAUCAAAAGCAUGGAUUUUAGCUAUAUAUAUGGAUUAUAGGCAUUAUAAAAUCAAGUCGACCAUCUUAUGGAUAGAAUGGCGUCCCAAUCGAUGUCUUCAAUGCAAUCAGUGCCGCUCAGGACGGGACGUGAUAAAGGAGCAUCAAUGAAUAAAAUAAAGAAAUUAAAGCGGAGGAUAUCAGCCAGUUUUGGACGAUUAUCAUUCAACAAGGAUGAACCCCCACCAUCUGGAGAUGUCAUAAAUAAUAGUGCUCAGAUCAAUGGACACAGCAAGAAGCGAGGGAAAAGUGCCUCGCCAACAGGAAGAGUACAUAUACCACGCGACAGCAGUGACCAUCUCAUAUCACACGCUACAGCAGAUAGAGCUCAAUACACGCCUGUGAAGCGGCACCACUCAACGGGGGAUAUGCUAGUAUCUGACAUUGACUUUGAGUCCUUGUCUCCCUUUGGUAAACCUACAAGGCCCAAAUCAGAGGGAUGCUUCUUUGUUGAGGGAUUCACUCCAAAACGAGCCUCAAGCUUUGGGUUCAAUUCACCAUUUGGGAAGAUUGAUGCUUAUGAGAAGCUAGAACAACUAGGGGAAGGAUCAUAUGCAACAGUCUUCAAAGGAAAAAGCCAUUUAAAUAACAAGGUAGUUGCUUUAAAGGAAAUACGCUUAAACAAUGAAGAGGGUGCACCAUUCACAGCAAUACGAGAAGCUUCUCUACUGAAAGGUUUGAAGCAUGCCAACAUAGUGACUCUACACGACAUAAUACACACUAAAGAUACACUGACCUUUGUAUUUGAAUAUGUACAUACAGAUCUGAGCCAAUACUUGGAGAAACACAAAGGAGGACUAACUCCCCAUAAUGUUAAAUUAUUUCUGUUCCAACUACUAAGGGGAUUGUCCUACUGUCACCAGAGAAGGAUCUUACACAGGGACCUCAAACCUCAGAAUCUUCUCAUUAGCCAACAAGGGGAACUAAAAUUAGCAGAUUUUGGUCUCGCACGUGCCAAGUCUGUGCCUAGUCGUACCUACUCCCAUGAAGUUGUUACAUUGUGGUAUAGGCCCCCAGAUGUCCUGCUUGGAUCUACAGACUACACCACAUCUCUAGAUAUAUGGGGAGUUGGUUGUAUCUUUACUGAGAUGAUAUCAGGAGUGGCCACAUUUCCUGGAAUGAAAGAUGCCCAAGAUCAGCUAGAUAGAAUCUGGAGGAUACUUGGAACACCAACUGAAAACACAUGGGAAGGAGUCUCUAAAUAUCCCCACUUUAAAAAGUCAAGAUUCCAUACAUACAAUCGACAGUGCCUAGCACUUGCAGUACCAAAGUUAGCAAAUGUUCCACAUGCAGAAAAUUUGGCAGAAAAGUUUUUACAGCUAUGUCCAAGGAGAAGAAUCUCAGCCAAAGUUGCUCUACGUCACCAGUAUUUCAGCGAUCUUCCACAUAGUGUAUAUUUAUUGGCAGAUGAUGCCUCAAUAUUUGACAUUCCUUCAAUACAGCUCCAUCCUGAAGUUGCGGAGAUACUCCGUAGCAAAAGUAGGAUAAGGACAAAUCCCCAUGCUAGACAAUUAACUCAGCCCUUACCUGCGACUUUAACACAGAAUGCACAAAUAUCACAGAUGCCUACACAAGUGUAGAUACUGUAGGUCAUUCAAAACUAUAGUCUUGUAAACCAAAUAAACAAAUCAGCUUUAGAGUUCCUUGCCAUAUAGAAAUUGUAGUCUCGUAAAAGCAUAUGGAUUAGCCAGCUAGGAGUAAAUCUGCCCUAAAGCCUUGUAUAAGCAUAUGGGAUAGCCACCUAUGGCACCUAGGGUGUAAAUCUGCUCCUUAGC
Owenia fusiformis is the source of this 1864-nucleotide messenger RNA. The record is from the annotation of a GenBank genome assembly. NCBI's taxonomy places the organism in Eukaryota, Metazoa, Annelida, Polychaeta, Sabellida, Oweniidae.